AUGAAUGUCGUUCGAGUGCUGCUGCUGCUUCCGGUGUCCUGUGUCAGUGGUGGGCUGGUGGCUGUCGAUAGUCACGGUGGUGGUUCCAUUGCAUUAUAUAUAGUGGUACAUUUAGUGGUUAUAAAGCUCAAGUUUCGGUUCCUAUUUUCAUUUUUCACAAAUCGGGUAAUGGUGGUUAUAAGAAUGCUGCUUGAUCUCUUACUAGUUAUUUCUAUGACGGUCAUCUUACCUGGCGAUGCUCAAGAAUUACUAAAGCUUCAAAAACCAAGAUUGAUGAAAUGCAAAUUUGAUAAAAUAUAUCAGUUUGGUGACUCACUUUCUGAUACUGGCAAUUGCAUCAGAGAGAUGUAUUGUGGAGCUCAUACUGAAUGGAAAAGACUUCCUUAUGGAAUGAACUUUUCCCAGAAUGCAACCGAACGUUGUUCUGAUGGCAUGCUCAUAAUUGAUUUCAUAGCACUGGAAUCUGGUCUUCCUCUCCUAAAUCCGUACAAGCGUCAAAAUGCAAAUUUUAGACAUGAUGCGAAUUUUGCAGUAGCAGGAGCUACUGCUUUACCAACUGAAAUCAUGGCAGAGAAUAAGAUUGUUAAUUCAGCAUUAACCAACAGUUCAUUAAGUGUGCAACUUGAUUGGAUGUUUUCCCAUUUUGACACCAACUGCUCCCCUGAUUGCCAAGAAAAAUUGAAGAAGUCACUUUUCCUAGUUGGAGAAAUCGGAGGAAAUGAAUUCAAUUAUGGCUUUUCGCAAGGUAAAACCAUGAACGAGUUGCGAAGACUGGUGCCAGAAGUUGUUCAGACCAUCAUUCAUGGUGUUAGAAGAGUCAUUGAUCUUGGGGCUACUCGAAUUGUAAUUCCAGGCAAUUUCACAACUGGUUGUGUCCCAGCUCUCCUAACACAAUUCAUGACUGAAAACUCAACUGCAUACGAGGAGUACCAUUGCUUGAAAGACUCGAAUAAAUUGGCAAUCUUCUACAAUCAUCAUUUGCAACAAGCCAUUGAUGAGCUGAAGAAAGAGUAUCCAAACACUAUACUCAUUUAUGGUGACUACUACAAUGCCUAUUUAUGGCUUCUACAAAAUACCGUGAGCAUUGGAUUCGACAAAAACUCUUUGCAGAAAGCAUGUUGUGGAAUAGGAGAGGACUUUAAUUAUGACAUACAUAAAAAAUGUGGAUCUCUAGGAGUUCAACUGUGUGCUGACCCUAGUACUCACAUCAGUUGGGAUGGAGUUCAUUUGACACAAAAAGCAUACAGUUGGUUGGCAAGAUGGUUAAUUCAUGACAUGUUACCCCAAUUGAACUAUCAUGUUUAAGUUCAGACUUUUAAUUUCUUUUGAUUAUUUUUGUGUUUCAUAAUUUUUAGGGGUUCAUGUCCAAAGUUCAGACGCAAGUAGAAAUCAAAGUUCAGUUUUUUUCUUCCAUUUUGUAAUUACACAGCCUAACAAUUAGGCAAUUUUUUCAAACACAACCAUGUACUU
Messenger RNA from Lycium barbarum (goji berry), 1470 nucleotides. RefSeq names its product acetylajmalan esterase-like. The coding region runs from base 1 to 1305 and encodes 434 amino acids. Lineage: Eukaryota; Viridiplantae; Streptophyta; Magnoliopsida; Solanales; Solanaceae. The record is from RefSeq and is a predicted model, not a curated record. The transcript has 8 exons. Gene Ontology annotation, molecular function: hydrolase activity, acting on ester bonds.